This is a messenger RNA of Echinococcus granulosus, 219 nucleotides long. RefSeq lists its product as hypothetical. The transcript has 2 exons. The coding region runs from base 1 to 219 and encodes 72 amino acids. NCBI's taxonomy places the organism in Eukaryota, Metazoa, Platyhelminthes, Cestoda, Cyclophyllidea, Taeniidae. The record is from RefSeq and is a predicted model, not a curated record.
AUGAAAAGAGCACUAAUCGAAUUAUUCCCAAAACAUUGCAUGAUCCAUCUCGAUGAUAUUCUCAUUUUGAUGAAUUUUAAAUGUACAAUCUUUUUGAAUAAGAACGAUGUUCUAUUGUACAGCAAUGUAGCAGAACAAUUAUGUACUAUUACUUCUACAUUAAGACUUAUGACUCAGCAUAAAUAUUUAAAAUUCCUAAUAAAAGGAGACCAUGUAUAA